Oryza sativa Japonica Group (Japanese rice) is the source of this 1771-nucleotide messenger RNA. Its product is annotated as myb-related protein Hv33. NCBI's taxonomy places the organism in Eukaryota, Viridiplantae, Streptophyta, Magnoliopsida, Poales, Poaceae. The record is from RefSeq and is a predicted model, not a curated record.
CUUCCCCCUCCCAUCCCCCCCCCCCCCUCUCCUCUGUCCCAGCUCAAGCUUUCGUCUUCGUCUUCGCCAUCGUCGUCGGGACAUCGCCGGCGGUUUGGUUUGUUCUCUCUCGGUCGUCGUCGGCGGCAAUUGCGACAUUGAGCACGGUGGUGGUGGUGGCCAUCUAUGGCGAAGCGGGCGGGCGGCGCGAGGAAGAAGCUGAGGAGAGGGCUGUGGUCGCCGGAGGAGGACGAGAAGCUGAUGAACCACAUUGCCAAGUAUGGCCAUGGCUGCUGGAGCUCCGUCCCCAAGCUUGCAGGCCUUGAGAGAUGUGGGAAGAGCUGCAGGCUGAGGUGGAUAAACUACCUCAGGCCAGACCUCAAGAGGGGAGCAUUCUCACAGGAAGAAGAAGACCUCAUCAUCCAUCUCCAUUCCAUGCUAGGAAACAAGUGGUCUCAGAUUGCGGCUCAGCUGCCGGGUCGGACGGACAACGAGGUCAAGAACUUCUGGAACUCUUACAUCAAGAAGAAGCUUCGCCAGCGCGGCAUCGAUCCGGCCACCCACAAGCCGCUCGCCGAGGUCGUCGCCGCCGCCGCCUGCGCCCGCACGCCGGCGGUGUUCAGCGACGCCGAGCUCAUCCUGUCCUCCAUCGGCGCCCAGCCGCCGCCGGAGAGCUAUGAUGGCAGCCGGUACAGCACGGAGUGCGGCGCCGCGAGUGUCGGCGGCGACGGGUCGCUGUCGUCGCUGUCCGGGUACAGCCAAGCGACAGCGGAGUUCGCGGUGGACGGCGCCAGCGCGAGCGCGCUGCUGCACUGCGGCGGCGGCGGCCCCACCUCCUCCGGUGGUGGCGCCCCGCCGGCGCCCACGGCGGCGGUUAUCCCGUCGGUGUCGAGCUCCAGCACGCUGAACUCGAUGGUUGGCCUAAGCCCCGCCGCCACCACCACCACCACCACCACCGACGAGCAGUACGGCAACACCAACCACCUCCCAUGGCUGGAGCUGGGCCCAAGCACCACCACCCCCUCCUCCUCCGCCGCCGCCGCCACGUUCGACCACUACGGCGCCGCGCUGGACGAGCUCAAGUGGUCCGAUUACGUGUUCGACGGCUACAACCACCAGCUACCUCCGUACAACCAUGGCGGCAUCUAUGGCGGCGGCGACAGCAAGGACACGGCGGUGCACUUCGACGCCCACGCCCUCGGCAACUGGUGCUAGCAGCUACCCCUCCGUAAAAAAAAAAACAAUUCUAGCUACAAACCUGGACAUAUGCGUGUCUAGAUUCAUAGCUAAAGUUUGUUUUUUUAUGGGACAGAGUAGUACCAUCUAGCUAAGCUCGAAUCCACCCCAAAUUAGGCGCAACGAGACCGACGGCGAGCGAUGAGCCAUAGCAAUGAUCAGCCGAUCAAUUAGUAGGCGCCAUAAUUGCAUGCAAGCAUGCUGCUACGUAUAAAUGUACGUAUACCUACGGGUCAAGUUUUCAACGUGUAUACGCGCGUGUGAAUUAAUUAAGUCGGCGCGUACGUAAUUAAGAUCAUAGCUGAUGUUUGGUGAGAGGUUUUUGGGUUGUCAAAAGAUUUUUUUUUUUUUUGGUUUAGUUUCUUUCAUUUCUCUUCUCUCCUUUGAUCGAUCGAUCGAGAGAUAUCGAUGGAUCGGGCAUUAGUUUGCUGCUUUUGAGUGACAUGAUUGUGAUGAUAAUUAAAGUCUUUAAUCUCGAUCGCCGGUACACGUACAACAUGUAAAGUUCUUCAUAUGAUGAUAUAUAUAAAUAUAUAUAUAGACAUUGAUGCUGAAA